GAGAAAGUUUCCAUUUUUCCAUGAUUAGCGCAUUAAAUAUCAUGUAAAUAAAUUAAGACCAAGAUCUAUUUGCCGUACGACGUGUUGGAGAGGGGUCUGCGUGGUGCCUGCAUCUAUUCUAUAUAAUUGAUGUAUUUGUAAUUGUAUUCUCCUCCAUGUGGCUAAAAGCGGGGCGCAUUGAAUUCUUCUGCAUCACAGCAUUGGGAGAGAUCCCGGGGUGUCUAGCGGGUAGGUGAGCAAGGGUUAGGAUCUUCGAUCGUUGUCAGCCGGAUCUGUUUGUUAUUGGGCGAUUUCGGAGUGCAGGCGAUAGGAUUGCGAGGCGGGCUUUCCAGAUCGUUAAAUUAGGGUUCGGCCUGCAAUGGCGAACAAAUUUGGCAGUGGGGACAACAGGACGAGGAGUUCUGUGUCUAUUUUCAUAGUAGCUGGUUUGUGCUGUUUCUUCUAUCUGCUCGGGGCAUGGCAGAGGAGUGGUUUUGGAAAGGGGGACAGCAUAGCACUGGAGAUGACCAAGAGUGGAGAAAACUGCAACAUUCUUCCAAAUCUCAAUUUCGAAACCCAUCAUGGGGGUGAAGCUGGGGUGAUCGACGAGUCUGAUACUGAGGUGAAGGUGUACGAGCCAUGCCAGCCUCAGUACAUUGAUUAUACGCCAUGCCAAGACCAAGGGCGAGCAAUGACUUUUCCAAGAGAUAAUAUGAUCUAUCGUGAGAGGCACUGCCCUUCUCAAGAAGAGAAGCUCCAUUGCCUUAUCCCAGCUCCUCAGGGAUAUGUAACCCCCUUCCCAUGGCCUAAAAGUCGGGAUUAUGUGCCCUAUGCCAAUGCUCCGUACAAAAGCCUGACAGUGGAGAAGGCAAUUCAGAACUGGAUUCAGUAUGAAGGCAAUGUGUUCCGAUUUCCAGGUGGAGGAACACAGUUUCCUCAGGGGGCUGAUAAGUACAUUGAUCAGCUGGCUUCGGUUCUACCAAUUGAAAAUGGAACUGUGCGGACUGCGCUGGAUACUGGUUGUGGGGUUGCUAGUUGGGGUGCAUAUCUGUGGAGUAGAAAUGUUAUAGCAAUGUCUUUUGCACCUCGGGAUUCACAUGAAGCCCAAGUCCAAUUUGCCCUUGAAAGGGGCUUGCCUGCUGUAAUUGGCGUUCUUGGAACAAUAAAAAUGCCGUACCCUUCUAGAGCCUUUGACGUGGCACAUUGUUCCCGCUGUCUUAUACCAUGGGGAGUAAAUGAUGGUCUAUACAUGAAGGAGGUUGAUCGUGUGCUUAGACCCGGUGGCUACUGGGUGCUUUCAGGUCCUCCAAUCAAUUGGAAGACUAACUUCAAGGCAUGGCAACGCCCUAAGGAAGAACUUCAGGAAGAACAAAGAAAGAUCGAAGAGGUAGCCGAGCUUCUCUGCUGGGAGAAGAAAUCCGAAAAAGGUGAAAUUGCUAUAUGGCAAAAGACCAUGGAUUCUGCUUCUUGUCUUUCCAAACAACAAAGCUCUGGCGCACCAAUCUGCAAAUCUGAAGAUGCUGAUGACGUCUGGUACGGGAAAAUGGAGGCCUGCAUCACUCCAUACAAGGCUAAUGGCGAUGUUUCUAGUGAGAUUCUCAAACCAUUCCCCGAGAGGCUGAAUUCAGUUCCUCCAAGAAUCGCUAAUGGUGCUGUUUCUGGAGUUUCGGUUGAGGCAUAUCAGGAAGACAAUAAGCAAUGGAAGAAACACGUCAGUGCUUACAGAAAGAUUAAUAAGCUUAUCGACACUGGAAGGUACCGCAACAUCAUGGAUAUGAACGCAGGGUUGGGAGGUUUUGCUGCUGCACUUAAUUCUCCAAAAUUUUGGGUUAUGAAUGUCAUGCCCACGAUUGCGGAAAAAAAUACUCUCGGUGUUAUUUAUGAACGAGGACUGAUUGGAAUCUAUCACGACUGGUGUGAAGCCUUCUCUACAUAUCCGAGGACGUACGACCUCCUUCAUGCAAAUGGUCUUUUUAGCUUAUACAAGGACAAGUGUGAUUACGAAGACAUUUUGUUAGAAAUGGACCGAAUCCUGCGGCCAGAAGGUGCAGUUAUUCUCCGGGAUCAAGUCGACGUGCUUGUCAAGGUCAAGAAAAUGAUUGCAGGCAUGAGAUGGGACUCCAAACUAAUGGAUCACGAAGACGGCCCUCUCGUCCCGGAGAAAAUACUCGUCGCUGUAAAGCAAUAUUGGGUCAGCAAUUCCACUUCCGCCCAGUGAUAAGACCCGGAAAAACACGAAUGCUCCCGUCGCUACUUCCGAGCGGCAAUCGUUCGAUUCCCUUAUAAUAUUAUUUACUCCCCCGGAAACAUCCGGAAGACGGGUUUUGCCCGGCGAUUAGCUUGCCACGGAACGACGACGGUAUUGGGACGACGGUGAUGAUUCCAGCUUACUUAGCCAUGGAUACUGCAGUAAGUUAUAGAUUGUUUUAUCUUUACUGUAACUUUAGUGUUACCAUCGCCAUUAUUAUUGUUUCUUUCUUUUGGUUUUUUGGGAAAACAGAACAUUUUUAAGUGUUAUUUGUUGGUAAGUUAUCAUUUUGUCAAUCUCUCUCAUAUAAACACUUCUGAGAAAACAAUGUGAAUCAUGUCUUUUCCCGACAGCGGGUUUGAAUGGUCUUACCAAUUACCAUGUCGACAUUUUUGGUGGA
Messenger RNA from Andrographis paniculata, 2627 nucleotides. Its product is annotated as probable methyltransferase PMT2. Gene Ontology annotation, molecular function: methyltransferase activity. The transcript is spliced from 7 exons. The coding region runs from base 359 to 2197 and encodes 612 amino acids. Gene Ontology annotation, cellular component: trans-Golgi network; cytoplasm; endosome. The record is from RefSeq and is a predicted model, not a curated record. NCBI's taxonomy places the organism in Eukaryota, Viridiplantae, Streptophyta, Magnoliopsida, Lamiales, Acanthaceae.